Ipomoea triloba (trilobed morning glory) is the source of this 639-nucleotide messenger RNA. RefSeq lists its product as uncharacterized. The transcript is spliced from 5 exons. The record is from RefSeq and is a predicted model, not a curated record. The coding region runs from base 1 to 639 and encodes 212 amino acids. Lineage: Eukaryota; Viridiplantae; Streptophyta; Magnoliopsida; Solanales; Convolvulaceae.
AUGGGUAUCUCUGGAGAAGAUGAGCUUUCUGAGAUGGUCAGAGAUUUCUUGGAGUCAGAUUCAACUUUCAUUUCUGCAGCUGGGAAUAAUAAUUAUAACGAACACUCCUGUGAUGACGAACCACACCAAGUUGAAAUCGUUGAAGAUCACCAACUCUCUCUCCAGGAGAUUCUUGAGAAUGCUACAGAAGCAGAAACUGAGAUUCUUGUAAAGAUCAUGUCUUACUGGAGAAAAGAAGCUGCAGGGAUGAAAAUGGAGCCCAAAGAGCUUAGGAAAUGGAUGGUUUCAAGAUUGAGAAUGGAUGGCUAUGAUGCUUCACUUUGCAAGACUUUUCGCGUCAAAACUUCCACUCGCUCAUCAGCAUUAAAAUUUAGUGGCGAUUAUGAGUACAUUGAUGUGAUGAUGAAGGGCAGUGAGAGUGAGAGGGAGCAGUUAAGGGUAAUUGUGGACACAGAUUUGAGGUCACAGUUUGAGGUGGCGAGGCCUACAGAAGCCUACAAGGAGCUUUCAAGCUUUCUCCCUUGCUUUUUGAGUACUGGUGUUGAGAUAAAAUUUAGCAGGUGUCAGACUGUCAGUUAUUGUCUUGGAGGAUACUUGGUUGUUACAGAAGCUGCUGAAAAACAUGGGUCAGAUUUUUAA